This is a messenger RNA of Myodes glareolus (Bank vole), 1194 nucleotides long. The record is from RefSeq and is a predicted model, not a curated record. NCBI's taxonomy places the organism in Eukaryota, Metazoa, Chordata, Mammalia, Rodentia, Cricetidae.
CUCUGGCUGCUACCAGGAAUUAGCAACAUUUUAAAUUUGAUUGAUGCUACCCUUUGUUAAAAUCUAGUCUCUCCAAAUGGAUAAGAAGCUGGACAUCUUCAGGAGGGAAUUAGUGGAUGUUCAAGGGAUCCCUCUCUUCUGGAGCAUUGCUGAGCAGUGGUCCCAAGUGGAGUCAUUUGAGGCCCGGCCUGAUGAUCUUUUGAUCUCCACCUAUCCCAAAUCUGGGACAACCUGGAUCAGUGAAAUACUGGAUUUGAUCUACAACAAUGGAGAUGCAGAGAAGUGUAAGCGGGAUGCCAUCUACAAACGGGUGCCGUUCAUGGAGCUUAUAAUUCCAGGACUGUCAAAUGGUAUAGAACUGUUGAAAAACAUGCAGUCUCCUCGACUCGUGAAAACUCAUCUCCCUGUUCAACUUCUGCCUUCCUCAUUUUGGGAAAAUGACUGCAAGAUGGUCUAUGUGGCACGGAAUGCCAAAGAUGUGGCUGUUUCUUACUAUUAUUUCUACCAAAUGGCCAAAAUGCACCCAGAGCCUGGUACCUGGGAGGAGUUCCUUGAUAAAUUCAUGUCUGGACAAGUGGGUUUUGGUUCCUGGUAUGAUCAUGUGAAGGGCUGGUGGGAGAAAAGAAAAGAUUACCGUAUCCUCUAUCUAUUUUAUGAAGAUAUGAAAGAAGAUCCAAAGUAUGAAAUUAAAAAGUUAUUAAAGUUUCUAGAGAAAGACAUACCAGAAGAAAUAGUAAAUAACAUCCUCUACCAUAGCUCUUUUAAUGUAAUGAAGGAGAAUCCUAGUGCAAAUUAUACCACUAUGAACAAAGAGGAGAUGGACCAUUCUGUGUCGCCAUUCAUGAGGAAAGGUAUUUCAGGUGACUGGAAGAAUCAGUUUACUGUAGCCCAGUAUGAGAAAUUUGAAGAAGAUUAUAUCAAGAAAAUGAAAGAGUCAACACUUAAGUUUAGAUCAGAAAUCUAGAGUGUAUAUUCUUCUUAGUCUUCUUUGGCUGACACUGAAAUUAGAGGGGAAAACCAUGGAUUAAUGAACUAAAAGGUUGUACAUUAUUUUUCUGUAUUUACACAGUCUACAAACCAAAGUUACCAAUAUCAAGUAGUAAUUCUCUCCUAAUUCUCUUUUAGAUCAGUUCAUGCAGUGGCUUUCCCCUCACUGUCUAGUAUGAAAAAAAUAAAAUUUUAUGAGGACUUAUA